UCCGGAACAUAAAGACUUACAGGUCCUGCCUCCCAGGCUCAAAGCUGGCUCCGUGGGGGACACAGUGACAUGAGAGGCACACCACAGACCCACCUCCUGGCCGUCUCCUUCCUCUGCCUCCUCUCUAAGGUGUGUGCCCAGCUGUGCCCAAUGCCGUGUGCCUGCCCCUGGCCGCCGCCCCAAUGCCCACCGGGGGUGCCCCUGGUGCUGGACGGCUGCAACUGCUGCCGGGUAUGUGCACGGCGGCUCGGGGAGCCCUGCGACCACCUCCACGUCUGUGACUCCAGCCAGGGCCUGGUGUGCCAGCUCGGGGCGGGCCCUGGAGGCCAGGGGGCCGUGUGCCUCUGGGCAGAGGAUGACGGGAGCUGUGAGGUGAACGGCCGCCGGUUCCGGGAUGGGGAGGCCUUCCAGCCGCACUGCAGGGUCCGCUGCCGCUGCGAGGACGGCGGCUUCACCUGCGUGCCCCUGUGCAGCGAGGACGUCCGGCUGCCCAGCUGGGACUGCCCGCACCCCCGGAGGGUGGAGGUGCCGGGCAAGUGCUGCCCUGAGUGGGUGUGCGACCAGGCAGGGGCGCUGGGGGGCCAGCCCCUCCUGGCCCCAGGACUCCAGGCUGCUGGCCUUGUCGCUCCCCUACCUCCUGGGGUCCCCUGCCCAGAAUGGAGCACAGCCUGGGGCCCCUGCUCGACCACCUGCGGGCUAGGCGUGACCACCCGCGUGUCCAACCAGAACCGCUUCUGUAGACUGGAGACCCAGCGCCGCCUGUGCCUGCCUGGGCCCUGCCCACCUGCCAGGGGCCACAACCCCCUACUCGGUGCCUUUUAGAGAUGGCCCAGCGGGCAGCCAUCCAGCUCUGGUGCUCCCUCUGGGCCCUGGAGGACAAGAAUGUCACAGCAGCCUGGGCCCUCUGGACCCUGAGAUAGACCGGGGAUGCAUGCCUUCGUCCUGUUCCCUCUAACUCCCAGCCUGGGGGAAGGGGGGAGGACCAGUUUCUAGGGCCUUCUGCUCCAUUCCCAGCCUGCACACAGUCUUUACCCAAGGUGCACGGGGGUGGCCAUCUCUGCUUAACCAUCAGGCUCGGGCCGGUACUGGGCUGCACUGGCCAUUUUCCUGGGGUGUGGGAAGAGGGCCCAGAUCUGAAUCUCCUGCAUCCUCUCCUGUGGUGAUGCAGACACCUCCCUGCGCCUGCGCCUGUGCAGGAAGCUGGGUGUGGGGCGCUGUCUGAGAAAGCCUUCCCCAUCCCGGGCAGAAUUCAGGGGCCGAAUGCUUUGUGAAAAUCGCAAGACGAAAUCAUGUCUUAGGAAGGUCCAUUACACUCAGCUUGCAUGGUGAGCAUCACCUUCACUGAGCGCCCGCGUGCCGGCACUGAGCUAGGCACUCCGCAUAGAUCCGCGCUUCGCAAUAUUUGGAUUCAAGCAAAGCAGGGGAGAGUGUCCUCCGGGGACCGGGGAACAUGGUCUGAAAUAAACCAGCCCACGUGUGAAGUUCUGUUCGAA
Molecule: messenger RNA, 1493 nt
Organism: Myotis lucifugus (little brown bat)
Lineage: Eukaryota; Metazoa; Chordata; Mammalia; Chiroptera; Vespertilionidae
Gene: CCN5
Product: WNT1 inducible signaling pathway protein 2
Exons: 4
Coding region: 70-822 (250 amino acids)
Biological process (GO): cell adhesion; signal transduction
Cellular component (GO): extracellular matrix; extracellular region
Molecular function (GO): heparin binding; integrin binding
Source: RefSeq, a predicted model, not a curated record